AUGACAAGGAAGAAGAGCGACCAAGGUUAUUCUCGAGUAUCAAAUUGGCUGUGCCUGGACUUACACCGCACACUCGGGUCCUACAAUCCUCUUGGCUGCGAUUUCAGCCUCUUUUUUUUUAUCAUAUGGUUCAUCGGUGCUUUACAGCUUUGGCUUGCAUAUCAGUCUGAUCUCUCCCGCAGUGCGUUAAGCCAUCAAUCUGCGUCUCAUCCCUUUCGCUCACUGGUUAUGGGGUUGCAUUUCACUCCGCCCUCGGAAACACAAGAGCGCCAUCCAGCAGCAAGUGUCCAGGUAGUACCCCUUCGACUAGUCUGA
Molecule: messenger RNA, 315 nt
Organism: Fusarium verticillioides 7600
Lineage: Eukaryota; Fungi; Ascomycota; Sordariomycetes; Hypocreales; Nectriaceae
Exons: 1
Coding region: 1-315 (104 amino acids)
Source: RefSeq, a predicted model, not a curated record